This is a messenger RNA of Desarmillaria tabescens, 2319 nucleotides long. RefSeq lists its product as uncharacterized. Lineage: Eukaryota; Fungi; Basidiomycota; Agaricomycetes; Agaricales; Physalacriaceae. The record is from RefSeq and is a predicted model, not a curated record. The transcript has 5 exons. Gene Ontology annotation, molecular function: protein binding. Bases 13 to 1953 code for a protein of 646 amino acids.
CCCACAACAGUCAUGGACUCCGACGCCGUUUAUCUCUCAGAAGACGAGCAUUCUCUACGCAGGACGAAACAUGUUGCCUACGGCCAUUCCUGGCCUUCUCUUACCCACUAUGACAAGCUGUGGGCGCGCGAGACUCGAUGGGGACCCUACAAAGAAUUCAAGGAAAUUAGCGGACCUGGCGGCGAGACGAGCAUAGUGAAUGACGAACACUUUCGAUUCGCUCGUCUCAAAGCAUUCUUUCGUUCGCUGAAGGGGUUUUACACCGGUCGUUCAGAUCUGACAGGACGCUUCCACGCCCUGACUGUCACCGUCGAGCCAUACCAAGAUGAAUGGGUCGACUACCUUGACAAAAAGCACGAAUACACCAAUUACAGGAUGACCGAUGAAGAGCUAUGGAAGAAGUUCCAAGAGAAAUGGCUUCUUCCAGUAAAGGUAGACUAUGCGUUUCUGGUGGAUAUGGCUGAAUCUGUACGUACAAAGAUUUCGGACGGCACACAGCCAAAAUUUCAGAUGCAUUUGCUAUACGACCUUCCUGAUGAGCUGCUCGACGUGAUUUACAGGCAUGCAGAUUUAACUGGCGCACUCUUUUUGUCUGCGACUUGCCGUCGUAUGCGUGCCAUAUCUUUACCUUUCAUAUAUACGUCUCGCGACCUAGGUCUGCGUCAAUCACUAAAAACCUUGAUAUUGCCUCAGCAUGUCUCUGCGGAAGCACAGAAGGAACAUGCAAUCAAGGUUCUACUUAAGGCUUCCAUUCGAGCACUGGAAGAUGCACAUUUCCUCCUCAGCCGCCCCGAUAUUACCUCCAAAUUCCAAAGCAUAAACGUGUUCAAUAACUGGAGCAGCAAUACCCAUCUUUAUCACCCGGAUUUCCCACCAAGCCUUUUUAUUCCUUCCAUUUCACAUGCAGUGUGCGUAGUGCUGCAUCAUACUGUCAAUGUAACCAGCCUUUCCAUGUUUGGGUUUCCUCUACAAGACCACGUCUUCCAGGCCAUCGCCAUACUACCAAGCCUUCGUACUCUCAAGUUGACAGGAUGUCCUGUUGAAAGCACCAUGGGUCCACAGCUCGUUCGAGUCAAAAAUCUCGCUGUACACGUCUUAGACGAAGAGGGACUCUCCACAUGGGAAAUUCUUACUCUCUUUCCGAAUGCUGUCAAUAUCUCAUUCUUUGACACGUCGAGAUCCAUGAUGGAACUGUCCGAUUCUGUCACUCUGAAUCAUCUUGGUCAUUUGACGCGGCUGUGCUUGGGGAAUUUAGCCGGGGAGACCUUUCCCGACAUCAUUCAUUUCUUGCACCAUACAACGGAGUAUCAUUUGACACACCUCAAGCUCACAUUCACGCAUCCCAUCGACGAUGUCAACUUCUUUGUGCUCCUCGACGAACUGCAGCCGCAUCCCAUGGAAAACCUUGUCAUUGACGGCUUACUGGAAGGAAACCCGGCUAUCAUUAGGCACGUAUCCCGCUGUCUCCCUGGCCUUACCGCACUGUCUCUAUAUCGGCGAGAAAGUCAGCGUCAGCAAAAGACUCGAGUCACAUGCUCCUGGCCUCUUCCGCCUUUCGAAUAUGCGCCGUGCUUUUCCAUGUUCUCAAAGCUACGAUAUUUCGAGUGGAAUUGUGCCCUUAAUUUUGGUGUUACGAGUUGGUCCAUUUUGACCUUUGAAGGGAAUGACAAUUGCGGUCCGUGUGGCGCCCCGUACAAGGCCUGGAAGAGCAAAGAUGAUGAUCCAGAUGACGAUGAUAGCAAGCACCUUCUGGCGUCGGUUUUCGCUGCAUACAACCCUUCUUUGCAGACGGUGACUGUAGGGAGCGGUCGAAUUUCCCCCAUGGCUUCGUGGAGUAUUUCUCAUGAAGGUGGAGACACGAUAAUAGAAGCGAUUCCAAUGGCAAAGCUUUAUAGCUCUGCUCAGGAGAUAUGGAACCCUACUGAGUAUAAAGUCGGCAUUGAAACCUGGUAGCAUGUACGGCUACAUACGUGUUUGAUCCUUAAUUAACGACUCCGCUUCCGAUCCGACUCUGGCGCUUAUGAUGACCAAGUACUAUGGCGUCGAUAGUCUGCCGUGUUUCCUGGGCAAUUCCUGCCGACCUUUGCCUUUUAAUAUAUCGAGUCCAGCCAAAAGAAUAAUAUAACUAAGCACAGGUUGCAAUUGGUGCAUAAACGUACUUCAAAUUCCCCGGCAAUCGUGAUGCUGCGGAUGUGAUUAAUCACUUCGAGGGUCCCAGGUCCCUCGCUGGGCGCCCGACAUAACGUUAGGGGACGGGAACCACGGCCAGGGCCGUGAGGCUCUGUGACCAGGCCAGGCCUACCCACCCUAACCCGCGUG